Molecule: messenger RNA, 1991 nt
Organism: Daucus carota subsp. sativus
Lineage: Eukaryota; Viridiplantae; Streptophyta; Magnoliopsida; Apiales; Apiaceae
Product: calcium-dependent protein kinase SK5
Exons: 7
Coding region: 260-1774 (504 amino acids)
Biological process (GO): peptidyl-serine phosphorylation; protein autophosphorylation; intracellular signal transduction
Cellular component (GO): cytoplasm; nucleus
Molecular function (GO): calcium ion binding; calmodulin binding; ATP binding
Source: RefSeq, a predicted model, not a curated record
ACAAAUACUAUAAAAUACUUCCCGACACAAAUUUGGCUUGGCAACAUUCUCAACUCUAGUUUAACUUGGACAACCCACAAGGAAUCCGAGAUAAUCUAGCAACAAGGAGAUCUUGUAAUAACAGCUAGUCAAGGAUUAAAAAUCUCAUCUUCAUUCUCUUUUCUUCAUUUUCCUGAUCCUUGCCCAUUGUUUUCAACAUUUAAAAUCUGCACAGUACAUUCCCAGAGAGAGAGAGAGAGAGAGAGAGGUGGGGAGAGAGAUGUCUUCAUCAGUUCCAAAUCAACCUGGAGAGAAUAUAAAGAAUCCAACGCCUCCAAAGCCCAACUGGGUUCUUCCUUACAAGACCCAAAGUCUUCAAAAGCUGUAUACUAUUGGCAAGAAAUUAGGGCAGGGUCAAUUUGGGACAACCCAUCUUUGUACUGAGAAAUCUACAGGUACCCUAUAUGCUUGCAAGACUAUUCCUAAGAAAAAACUUAUCUGUAAAGAAGAUUAUGAAGAUGUCUGGAGAGAGAUUCAAAUAAUGCACCAUUUAUCUGAGCAUCCAAACGUGGUCUUAAUUAAGGAAACUUGUGAAGACCCACUUUUUGUUCACAUAGUUAUGGAGUUGUGUGCUGGUGGGGAGCUUUUUGAUAGGAUUGUGAUGAAGGGUCAGUAUAGUGAGAGGGAAGCUGCUAAGCUUUUGAAAACUAUUGUGGGUGUUGUUGAAGCUUGUCAUUCUUUGGGAGUUAUGCAUAGAGAUUUGAAGCCUGAGAAUUUCUUGUUUUUAAGUGAUGAUGAGGAUGCUGCACUCAAAACUACUGAUUUUGGCUUGUCUGUCUUCUACAAGCCAGGCGAAACAUUUUGUGAUGUGGUUGGGAGUCCUUACUAUGUUGCCCCAGAAGUUCUACAAAAGCAUUAUGGACCAGAAUCUGACGUAUGGAGUGCAGGCGUUAUAUUGUACAUCUUACUGAGUGGUGUCCCCCCUUUUUGGGCAGAAACUGAGAUGGGAAUCUUUAGACAGAUAUUACAAGCAAAAUUGGAUUUCGAAUCUGAACCGUGGCCCAGCAUUUCUGAUAGUGCCAAAGAUUUGAUACGAAAAAUGCUUGACAGAAAUCCGAAGAAGAGGCUAAGUGCACACGAAGUAUUGUGCCACCCUUGGAUUGUUGAUGAUAGGAUUGCCCCAGAUAAACCUCUCGAUUCAGCAGUGCUCUCACGCUUGAAACAGUUCUCUGCAAUGAACAAGCUUAAAAAAAUGGCUUUGCGAGUCAUUGCUGAAAAACUCUCAGAAGAAGAAAUUGGUGGGCUGAAGGAAUUGUUUAAGAUGAUAGACACUGACGACAGCGGGACUAUCACUUUCGAUGAACUGAAAGAAGGCUUAAGAAGAGUUGGUUCUGAACUCAUGGAGUCCGAGAUCAAAGAUCUUAUGGAUGCAGCAGAUAUUGACAACAGUGGAACAAUAGACUAUGGUGAAUUUAUUGCUGCUACAGUGCACCUUAAUAAGUUGGAGAGAGAGGAAAAUUUAGUGUCUGCAUUCUCAUUUUUUGACAAAGAUGGCAGUGGUUACAUAACCAUUGAUGAGCUUCAACAAGCCUGCAAAGACUUUGGUUUAGGUGAAGCUCACCUUGAUGAAAUGAUCAAAGAAAUUGACCAAGAUGAUGAUGGGCAGAUAGAUUAUGGGGAAUUCGCUGCAAUGAUGAGAAAAGGGAACGGAGGAGUCGGGAGGAGAACUAUGAGGGGGAAUUUCAACCUGGGUGAAGCACUAGGAGUAACAGCACCAAGUGACAAGUGUGGGUGACAAUCUUAUUCUCACGGACUCUAGUCCCUCCUGAUUUUAUAGACUCAGUGCAAACCUUUCUUAUGCUGCUGCACUAUGACUGCAUUUCUGGAUAUUAAUAACAUUAGUAGUUGGUCUGGUAGUACUUAACAAGUGUACUUCAUUUCAAUGACAUGUAAAACAAUACACAUAGGGCAACAACAAUCCUUUUUCUCUUAAAAUUUUGUUUUUCUUUCUC